AAAGGGAUUCGCGCGCAAUAUCUUUCCCAAAGUGUUGAAACCGCAGCCUUCUUGGCUCUGCCCACACUUACGAGUCAACUCACAUCAGGCUGUUCCGCAAAUGCCCAUGACUCUAUGUGUUGACAGCGCGGGGUCGUCAUCAUGGACCGGGUCGCAGUGUGAAGUGUAUAAGAGACCUGACUCGCCGCCACAACUCUUCACUAAUAUGUUCAGAUGCAAUCAAAUCACGCGGCAAUCUUCUUAGACACAUGAGCUUGUAACCAUAUCACCCAUCGAGUUGCAAACUGUGCCAACACCGCAAAGUACAUCAACAUGGUCGUACCGACGCGUCCACCGGCCAAUCGCUUUGUCGCCUCAAUGAGAAAGCUUCACAACCCCCUUGGGUUCUCCAAAGGUUACAAUUUUGUCCUUUUCUUCAUCUUCUUUGGUGCCCUCAUGGGGUUUACCCUCGCCCGGUUGCAGUACCUCAGCUUCGACGCGUUUUGCAAAGGCGCAGCUCCCGGAGAAUGCUUCUACUACCGAAAGGGCCAUGAGAAGGCCGGCAUCAUUAUCCACCUUGCCGGGAUCCUCCCCGCUAGCUUCCUGGCAUGCUUCCAGUUCGUGCCGGUGAUCCGCCACAAAGCCAUCUUAUUUCAUCGCCUCAACGGCUACAUCAUUCUCUUGUUGUCUCUCGUAGGUACAGCCGGUGCUUUCAUGAUUGCACGUCAUGCAUUUGGCGGUGGUCUUGACGUUCAAGCUGGCGUCGGGCUCGUGGGGAUUAUGUUUGUGGUGUCUCUCGUGUUGGCAUAUGUCAACAUUAAGAGGCUUCAGAUUGAGCAGCACCGAGCCUGGAUGCUGCGAGCUUGGUUCUACGCCGGUUCCAUCAUUACCCUUCGUCUCAUUCAGUUCCUCGCUGCGACUGUCAUCAGCAGAAUGGGUACCUACUAUGCCGCACGACCAUGUGGACAAGUUGCUUACAUGAUCGAUGACUUAAACCGAACACUCGAAUUGUACCCUGAUUGUUCAGCUUAUUUCUCUGGAGCCAACCCCGAUCAGCAAACGAUUGUCCAUGCGAAUUUGCUCACGGCAGCAUCUGCUGCUGAGGUCGGAGCAGCUAUUAGUCUCCCAUUUGGAAUGGCCUUCUGGCUAGCAGUAUCACUUCACGCCAUUGGUAUUGAGAUAUAUUUGAGACUCACCCCGGCAGAGGCUGAACGACUACGUGAAGUCUCCUAUAAGAGACAAUUAGAAGCCGGCAUGAGCCCCGCAGGAAGAGCCGGACUGACGGCUGACCGCCUUGGUGAUUCCGCGGAAUGGAAGCCCAAGCUUGCGAAGCCCCAAGACAGUUCCGCAUCGUUGGUAUCAAAUUGAUGAGACCCUUAUAUAAAGGUAGAGAUUGUUAGUACCUUUAGCAUAGGCAAAACACUAUAUAAAUAGAAGUACCU
Molecule: messenger RNA, 1421 nt
Organism: Colletotrichum navitas
Lineage: Eukaryota; Fungi; Ascomycota; Sordariomycetes; Glomerellales; Glomerellaceae
Exons: 3
Coding region: 313-1347 (344 amino acids)
Source: RefSeq, a predicted model, not a curated record